CCUGUCGUAUUUUCGACCCCUCGCAUGUAUCUCUACACCCACACACAAAUUCACUUCAGAUUCUACACACAGCCACCUAUACUCUCUCUCUCUCUCUCUCUCUCUCUCCGCCAAUGGCCGGAGUCCUGAACCUCGCACCACCUCCAAUUUUCCGGCCGAUUCCAAUUCGAAGACACCCAAAAACGACCAGAUUUUCGAUUAGAUCAUCGGCGGAAGUCUCGGAAACGCCUUUGGCUGCUGUGAGCACAAAAGAAGAAGAGGAAUCGAAAUUAAGGUUUUCGGCUCCACCCAAUUUCAAGCCGCCGCAGCCGAAGCGGUUCUCGGUGAGGCCCGAUAAGAUUCUCGACAUCAUGGGGGCCGCUCUCGCUCUCUUCUUUCGCCUUGGCACUGGUGCUCUUGUUUCUGGGUAUUCAGGAUCUCUAGUGGCAAAGAACGAGAUCCCACCUGACAAGUAUGCACUUGAAAUUGCUGGUUUCAAGUUGAAAGAGACUUCAAAAUUAGGUCCUCGCCCAGAGAAGCCUAUUGAGAUAUAUGAGUUUGAAAGCUGCCCAUUUUGUCGGAAGGUCAGGGAAAUUGUUGCAGUAUUGGAUCUUGAUGUCCUAUUUUAUCCAUGCCCAAGAAAUGGUCCAAAUUUCCGUCCAAAAGUUGGUCAGAUGGGUGGAAAACAGCAGUUCCCUUACAUGGUGGAUCCAAACACCAGAGUUGCAAUGUAUGAGUCAGAUGACAUAAUUAAAUAUUUGGUUGGGAAAUAUGGUGAUGGAAAUGUCCCUUUCAUGUUGUCACUUGGUCUACUGACGACUUUGACAGAAGGAUUUGCCAUGAUUGGUCGCAUGGGAAAGGGGUCUUCUUAUACUCCAUCAAAACUACCACCCAAACCUCUUGAAGUAUGGGCAUAUGAGCCAUCUCCAUUUUGCAAGAUUGUACGUGAAGUACUUGUAGAGUUAGAGCUGCCACACUUACUUCGAAGUUGUGCUCGUGGCAGCCCAAAACGACAGAUUUUAUACGAGAAAGCUGGACAUUUCCAGGUGCCUUAUUUAGAAGAUCCAAAUACUGGGGUGCAAAUGUUUGAGAGUGCAGAGAUAGUGGAAUAUCUAAGAGCAACAUACACUCUUUGAAGGCAAAAGUUUCCUAUGUGUUUUCAGGUUUUGCAUCUUAUGCUCUUGUUGUAUACAAUUGUCUGCUUUACAUCCAUUUCCUGAUCUGGAUCAUUACACAGCAAAAACAAGUUAUUUAAAGGAUGUACUGAAUGUGUUUUUUGUUUUGGGCAAAUGGUAAACGAGGUUCCUUCGCUUGGUAUUGAUGUACAAGAACAGUUACUCUCAUGAAUGUAUACUGUACUUCAUCCUGAAUGUAUACUGUACUUCAUCU
Molecule: messenger RNA, 1368 nt
Organism: Rhododendron vialii
Lineage: Eukaryota; Viridiplantae; Streptophyta; Magnoliopsida; Ericales; Ericaceae
Exons: 12
Coding region: 114-1115 (333 amino acids)
Cellular component (GO): chloroplast
Source: RefSeq, a predicted model, not a curated record